Messenger RNA from Humulus lupulus (European hop), 1230 nucleotides. RefSeq lists its product as uncharacterized. The record is from RefSeq and is a predicted model, not a curated record. The coding region runs from base 628 to 1230 and encodes 200 amino acids. Lineage: Eukaryota; Viridiplantae; Streptophyta; Magnoliopsida; Rosales; Cannabaceae. The transcript has 3 exons.
CGUAUUUAAAAGUUUUAUCAUCUGUAAAUUUAUUUAUUUUUCUUAAUUUUUUGUUGCUAUUAAUACUUCUUUCUAUAAUUAACAUAUGUUUUUUCAUUUGUGCAAUAUUUAAAUGAAGAUAAAUUACUUUUUGUGCAUUCUAAUAUUCGAGCUCAAUGCUAUUGGAGUGAUAUUAGAUGCAUUCAAAGUUUUCUCAGUAAUGAAGAAGUACAACUGCUAAAACAAUCUUGCCUUGGGUUCAUUCUAGAUUUGGAUGCAUUGCUUGAACCAUCGCAUAUGAUCAUGCAUUCUCUUCUUCUACAUGAGGAUGGUAGCUCUAAUGGGAAUGAGCUUCAUCUAAAUUUUAGAGGUAACAAAACAAAAUUUGGCAUUGAAGAAUUCAUAAUUAUAAUAAGUUUAAAUUGUAAUGAAAUUCAUGCUGAUAUGGGGGUUAGCAAUGAUAAUAAUCGAUUACUUGUUAAAUAUUUCAGUGGAAAAUCAUCAAUAUCUAGAAAUGAGUUGAAAGAUUUCGUUAAAUUUAGAAAAAUAGAUAUUGAUGCUGAGGAUGUUGUUAAAUUAGUUAAAGUAUAUAUUGUGAAAAAUAUAUUAGGUAGUAAAAGAUGAGAUAGGUUAGUAGACAAUUUUGUCAUGAGUUUAGUUGAUGAUGAUCAAAAGUUUGAGGCAUAUCUUUGGGGUCGCCGAUCUUUUAACGAAACUAUAAAAUACCUCACAAGCGCCCUAGAUUCAUCGAAGACAGGAUAUGAGCUAUGCGGCUUCCCUAUAGCCUUCCAAGUUUGGGGUUUUGAGGUUAUUCCUUUGUUGGCCUCAUCAUUUGCUAUUUAUGUUGGUUCAAAGUUCCCCAGAAUUUUGAAUUGGAAGACAGGGAAGAAGAGUUGUCAUUUAAAGACAAUUUGGAAAAAAGUUUUUAAAAGAUCAAAGGUUUAUGCUCCUUUAAACUUUUCUAAUGAUGAGAGAAAUUCAUUUCAUCAUGCUAUGCUUUGUGUCUCUUCAGCUUCUAAAAGAGGGAGAGAAGAAGAUGAUCAUAAUUCGAAAACCAAAAAGAGAAAAAGUUCUACUUCAAGUAGUUCUAAUGAAGAAGUUAUUUCUUUGUUGAAGGAAAUCAAAGAAGAUAAUAUUGUAAUGAAAAAAGAUAUUGCUGAUAUUAAAACAAAUGUGAAUGACAUUGAGGAGGGAAUGAAACGUUUCUUCAUAAAAACCUUCAUAAAAUCAAAUAAACGUUUAUCCAGUUGA